GAAUAAAAAGUGGUAAGAUUAAUAAUUGAAGACAUAUAAUUAAAUCUCUAGAGCACUUAGAUGUAUAAAAGAAGCAGUUGUUCUUAAUGGAGUUCGUAGAUGGAAAACCAAGCACCCCUAUGGAGGCUGUAGCAAAGCAUUGGGAUUUCUUCUGAACUGAUGUACCUGGUGUCAGGUGUAAGGAGGGGAUCACAAUGAAUGAUAACAAGAAACCAUGUUAACCCUGUGAAGUACAAAUGCAGGUUUAAUUCUGUUCCUAGAUCAUCCAUUCCUGCAACUUUCCUUGGCUGAGCGUUAAAUAAAAUAAACAUUCACCAUGCCCACAACUGAAGCGCCUGUUCCUGGACAAAAAGCUGCUGCAACGAAAACGAGCCGUGCCUUGUGGGCAGGCGAGGACCGCUCAGAGAUGCACAAGCUGAGGGGUACCUCAAGGAUGCUUGACCACAUCAGGCCUGUUUCUUCUUCCCUGGAGCAUAGUUUUGUCCCAGAAGAGGUUUUCCGAAGCCUGACCUGUGCCAGCAGUUCUCUUUACAGCCCGAAGUACUUCCGGUCCCCACAAACCACCAAACCCCCAAUGGGCUUCAGGGGCUGCCUGCAAACACCAGAUCAGCUUUGGCAUUAUCCUAAUCGUCGGAGCAAGUUCAGGCACCUGACAGAUCACCCUGUCAGUUUGACAGGUGCUGGAAGGGAUGUCUCUUACCUGUGUGACACUGUGACUGGCCAACAAGCUAAGGGAGCAAUGCCUGUCAGAAGGUCUUUUUCUGAGGGUCAUCAGGACCAGAGAGGGAGCCGUGGUACAGUCCCACCCACUCCUCGAGGAACCCUAACAGAUAGUCUGAUUCCUGAGGAAUUUCACAUUGUGAGGAACAGAGGAGUUUUGCCCUUGAAGUACUUCGAUGAUAAAUAUGCAACGCUGCUUGAAGACCGUGAAAAGAAACUACGUCUGUUCCCAUCCCUGAGACCUCCUGGGAGGUUAGAGGUUAUCCAGCUGAUGCAUCUGAUGGACAGCAUGUUGGAAAAAGCUGGAGUAGACAAGCUAAUCAGAGUAACAGGACCUUCACAGCUGCACAAUAUGCUGGAGCUGCUGAAGGCAGAGCAGAACAUCUACAACAUCGUUUUCCAUGAGCUGAUUCGGCAGGUCAGCGUGGACUGCGUGGAGAGAGGACAGCUGCUUUCAAAGCUCAGGCAGAGGUACGUGUGUCUCCUGGAGCGGAUCCCUGAACAGAUGAAGACCCUCUACAAAAAAAUGAUGUCGCAGCGGUUGGUCAACAGGCAUAUUACAGAAGAACUACUCUGUUUUAAAGAAUCGGUUGGACAGCUAUCUAGUGAGCUGUACAAGGUACGAGAACAUGACCGCAAAGUGACCGAAGAAGCAGAAAAAGCUCAAGAGGAGCUACAUGCAGCCAUGCAGGAGGCUAAGACAAAUGUAAAGCUUUUGAAAGAAUAUCAGGAGUUAGAUACAUUACAGAGAAGACAACUGCAAGAGCAGGCUCUGUUGCUAGCUCAAGAGAGAGACAUCUGGAUCGCAGCCGUGUAUGACCUGGCUCAGAAGAUAAUAGACAGAAACCAGCUCACAUUGUUUCGCCAGCUCCAUGUUGGUGGAAAAACAUUGACCAACGUUCUCAAGCAUUUCAUAAACCUCUUGGCCUCAAAGGACACAGAAGACCUGGCCGAUUUGCAGGAAAAGACUGAGCAGUUCAGGGAGAGAUUGGGUCAUGUUGGAGCAGAAAUAGAGCAUCCUGAGAAGGCCACCCAGAGAAAACUGCAAACUGUCUGCAGCAGCCUCAACAAGCACCUUCAAUACUUCCAUAGCAGUGACUCCUCCUCUCAGAUGGACGAAAAGCUACUGGAUGAAAUCCUACCAGAAAUCAAGAACUUGAUAAAUAUGCUAAAAGAAGACCUAGAGCAGUACACAGAGGAGGUGCGCCUAAGAAAGACUGAAAGUCUGAAGAGCACUGCCAGCUUGCUGGAGUACUGGACACAGCUGGGACAAAUGGUGAUAAAUCGACACCGUGACUUAACUGGAGCAUUGCCUCCACAGCACGCUGCCCUGGAAGAAAUAAAACAAAGGGCAUGUGAACUCUACAGGCAAUACAAUAUAAGGAUAAGUGGGAAUAAUGGCACCACUAAGUUUUUGACAGCCUUGGUGAAAAGUAUGGAAGAUUGGUUAUUCAAGGUGCAAAAGCUGAAGCGAGGUUCUGGCAUGCACGAAGCUGAGCUGUGCGCAUUUUAUCAAAAGAUUCCUGCGUGGCUGGCCCAGGUGGAUGCAGUGAUGAGCUGUAUAGGCUCCGGCCAGUUGCAUGAAGCUGAGAGCAAUAAGAAAUCACAUUUCCCGGUGGUACCCAGAGAGCUUUUUCAGAUGAUUCAGCAAUGGGUUCUGUCCAUGAAUAAUGAUACUGUGAAGAACGUCACACAUGUUAAUGAAAAAGUGACUGAACUGGACAGAAAUCUGAUCCUGUGGCUGGUGGAUUUGCUGAGACACACGACAACAGAACGCUUGUCCCGUGAGUGUCCCCAGCGGCAAGAGUUAGACACCGAGAUGGAUAAGGAGCCCAGGCUUCUGAGGGCUAGUAAGCUGCAGCAUGGAGCUGAAGAGCUGGUUGCAGAAAUGUGCAGACUCACUGAUUCUAUAGACAGCUGCUGCCGCGAGACCGUCAAUGAAAUCGUUCAAAAGAAACAGUCAGAGAAAGAUUUAGAAGCUGAUUUUGAGCUGGAGGAGCUGAAUAAGAUCAAGACUGAGUGCCGUAAUUGGAUUCAAGCAUGUAGUCAUCUUCUUUCGGAGAUCAAAGGCACUCCAGUCUCCUUUCUGGAUUUAGAAGAACUGAGAAACCUCUUUGGAUCAGAGGAAUUGCAGUUGAAACUUAAGCUUAAGGACACCAUCAUUUCUUCAACUCAGGAAGAGCUUGAAGCUGAAAAUCCCACCAGCAAAAAGAAACCCAUAACAGAGGAAGAACCAUUAAAAGUAAAGGAGGAAAUAGCCAUCAUGCAGCAGCAUCCAGGUGCUGGUAUGGAUUAUCUGAUUGAGGACAGCGAAGCUACUGCAGACAUGAUCAGAUAUGUAGGGCAUGACUCCAACGUCCACCUGAAGUCUCUGAAAUCAGACAGCGUUACAGUUACAGGGAGAGAGAUGACUGCCUCCACGCCAUCAACACCCUUUUCUCAGAAAGAGUUUGAAGCCCUGGCAAUGCUGGAACAUCUGCAAGCGCAACUCCUAGAAAGAGAGAUCCGUGCUCAAAAUGCAGAGAAGAGAUCUGAAGGUCUUGAAGAGGAGCUGGAAGAAGCUCUGCAGAGAAUCCAAGACCUAGAAAGUGAACUGGAGAAAGAAGGGAAAGUCAUCGCAGAAGCAACACACAAAGAACGGCAAGAAGAAUGUCUCAAAGAAAGCAUCUCAGAAGUUGAGGCCUGCUCAAGUCCCAAAGCUUCUACCUCUGGCCAGUUCAAGGGAUCCAGAAAAGGGCAACAUUAAAGAACAGCAAUGCCCCAGUA
Molecule: messenger RNA, 3486 nt
Organism: Strigops habroptila (Kakapo)
Lineage: Eukaryota; Metazoa; Chordata; Aves; Psittaciformes; Psittacidae
Gene: AXDND1
Product: axonemal dynein light chain domain containing 1
Exons: 25
Coding region: 317-3466 (1049 amino acids)
Source: RefSeq, a predicted model, not a curated record